Acinonyx jubatus (cheetah) is the source of this 2940-nucleotide messenger RNA. It is a transcript of the gene COMP, whose product is annotated as cartilage oligomeric matrix protein. The transcript is spliced from 19 exons. Gene Ontology annotation, biological process: cell adhesion. NCBI's taxonomy places the organism in Eukaryota, Metazoa, Chordata, Mammalia, Carnivora, Felidae. Bases 512 to 2782 code for a protein of 756 amino acids. Gene Ontology annotation, molecular function: calcium ion binding. Gene Ontology annotation, cellular component: extracellular region. The record is from RefSeq and is a predicted model, not a curated record.
GCUGGGGAUGGAAACAGGCACAGAGAGAUGUCGUUUGCCUCAUUUUGAAGCAAGUGAAGAGGGAGUGGAGGGCCAGUCGGCCUGACUGAAAGCAGAGUCGGGGGUGGGGGUCCUAACUUUUAGCGUCUCUUGACUGGUUCCCCAGGUGUGAGCUGAGGGGAGCCUCUGUACAGAUUGCUUCGUACUCAGUUAGGUCCCAAUCUUGGCAUACAGCAGGCACUCAAUAGAGAAGUGAGAGAGAGGGCUGGAGGGUGGUCCCACUGGACUCCCCGCCCUAUCGACCCCUACCCCGGCUCCCCGUGACUCAGUUUCCCCGCCGUGUCCGGGUUCAGCAACACCGGGCGGGGCUUCGAACGCAGAGGCCAGCGCCAUCUGUUUACCUUGCGGCUGGACGCUGGGCAGGGCCGCGGGUGGGCCGUCCCCGGAGCCGGCUGAGCCGCCGGGAUAAAUACGCCCCGCGGGCCUCGUGGGCAGCAGAGAGCGAGCUGCAGUCCAGCUCCCCGCCGCCGCCAUGGUUCCUGCCGCCGCCUGCGUUCUCUUGCUCACCCUGGCAGCCCUCCGUGCGUCGGGCCAGGGCCAGAUACAGAUAGGUGCAGAUCUGGGCCCGCAGAUGCUACGGGAACUUCAGGAAACCAACGCGGCUCUGCAGGAUGUGCGGGAGCUGUUGCGGCAGCAGGUCAAGGAGAUCACGUUUCUGAAAAACACAGUGAUGGAGUGUGACGCGUGCGGGAUGCAGCCCGCGCGCACCCCAGGUCUGAGCGUGCGGCCCCUCUCCCAGUGCGCGCCCGGCUUCUGCUACCCAGGCGUGGUUUGCACUCAGACGGCAAGCGGCGCGCGCUGUGGACCUUGCCCCGCGGGCUUCACUGGCAAUGGCUCGCACUGUGUCGACGUCAACGAGUGCAACGCCCAUCCCUGCUUCCCGCGCGUCCGCUGCAUCAACACUAGCCCCGGCUUCCGCUGCGAGGCUUGCCCGCCCGGGUUCAGCGGCCCCGCCCACGAGGGCGUGGGGCUGGCCUUCGCCAAAGCCAACAAGCAGGUUUGCACGGACAUUAACGAGUGUGAGACCGGACAGCAUAACUGCGUCCCCAACUCCGUGUGCGUCAAUACCCGGGGCUCCUUCCAGUGCGGCCCUUGCCAGCCCGGCUUCGUGGGCGACCAGGCAUCCGGCUGCCAUCGGCGCUCACAGCGCUUCUGCCCCGACGGCACGCCCAGCCCGUGCCACGAGAAGGCCGACUGCAUCCUGGAACGCGAUGGCUCGAGGUCGUGCGUGUGCGCCGUUGGCUGGGCCGGCAACGGCCUCGUCUGCGGCCGAGACACGGAUUUGGACGGCUUCCCCGACGAGAAGCUGCGCUGCCCGGAACGCCAGUGCCGCAAGGACAACUGCGUGACGGUGCCCAACUCAGGGCAAGAGGACGUGGAUCGCGACGGCAUCGGAGACGCCUGCGACCCGGAUGCCGACGGGGACGGGGUCCUCAACGAGCAGGACAACUGUAAACUGGUGCGGAACCCAGACCAGCGCAAUGCGGACGGCGAUAAGUGGGGUGAUGCGUGCGACAACUGCCGGUCCCAGAAGAACGAUGACCAAAAGGACACAGAUCAGGACGGCAAAGGCGACGCCUGCGACGACGACAUCGACGGCGACCGGAUCCGAAAUACGGUGGACAACUGCCCAAGGGUGCCGAACUCAGACCAGAAGGACAGCGACGGUGAUGGUGUAGGGGAUGCCUGUGACAACUGCCCCCAGAAGAGCAACGCAGACCAGAGUGAUGUGGACCACGACUUUGUGGGAGACGCUUGCGACAGCGACCAAGACCAGGAUGGGGAUGGGCACCAGGACUCACGGGACAAUUGCCCUACAGUACCAAAUAGUGCCCAGCAGGAUUCAGAUCACGAUGGCCAGGGUGACGCCUGCGACGAGGAUGAUGACAACGACGGGGUCCCUGACAGUCGGGACAACUGCCGCCUGGUGCCCAACCCAAAUCAGGAAGAUGUAGACCGGGACGGAGUGGGCGACGUGUGCCAGGGCGACUUCGACGCGGACAAAGUGGUGGACAAGAUCGAUGUGUGUCCGGAGAACGCCGAGGUCACCCUCACUGACUUCCGGGCCUUCCAGACGGUCGUGCUGGACCCCGAAGGCGACGCUCAGAUAGAUCCCAACUGGGUGGUGCUCAACCAGGGUAUGGAGAUCGUGCAGACGAUGAACAGCGACCCUGGCCUGGCUGUGGGUUACACGGCCUUCAAUGGCGUGGACUUUGAAGGCACGUUCCACGUGAACACGGUCACGGAUGACGACUACGCAGGCUUCAUCUUUGGCUACCAGGACAGCUCCAGCUUUUAUGUGGUUAUGUGGAAGCAGAUGGAACAGACGUACUGGCAGGCGAAUCCUUUCCGUGCAGUGGCUGAACCCGGCAUUCAGCUCAAGGCUGUGAAGUCCUCCACAGGCCCCGGGGAGCAGCUGCGGAAUGCACUCUGGCACACGGGGGACACAGCGUCGCAGGUGCGGCUGCUGUGGAAGGACCCCCGCAACGUGGGUUGGAAGGACAAGACGUCCUACCGCUGGUUCCUGCAACACCGGCCUCAAGUGGGCUACAUCAGAGUGCGGUUCUACGAGGGCCCUGAGCUGGUGGCUGACAGCAACGUGGUCCUGGACACGACCAUGAGGGGUGGCCGCCUGGGGGUCUUUUGCUUCUCCCAAGAGAACAUCAUCUGGGCCAAUCUGCGUUACCGCUGCAAUGACACCAUCCCUGAGGACUACGAGACUCAGAGGCUGCUGCAGGCCUAGGGACGGGCGUGGGGAUCCACUGCUGGAAGGAGGUCACCCCCAGGGCUGCCCUCAGCACGCCAAGCAGGGAGCUCAGUGCCCGGCUCCGAGGGGUGGCUGGACUGGGGGAGGGAAGGCUGAGGGGCUCAGAGAGGACAAAAUAAAGUGUGUGCGGUGGA